GUUGGGCUUAAAAGAAUCAUGAACUUGAACUCUAGCACUUGUUCUUGUUCAUACUUUGUUUGGAAUAUUCCACAUCCAAAUAUAUUUCUAGAUAUUUCCAGCAGAGUUGGAAUGGUUUUGCAUCUGAUCUAAUUGUUAGUGGAUACCCACACACACACAUAUAAUUUCGUCUUUGACAUGGGUACUGGAGUUCAAAAUCAAGAGAGUGUGCCAAAGAACCUGAAGAAACAGCUUGCUCUUGCUGUGAGGAACAUCCAAUGGAGUUAUGCAAUUUUCUGGUCCAUUUCAACUAGACAGCCAGGGGUCUUGGAAUGGGGUGAUGGUUAUUACAAUGGAGAUAUAAAGACGAGGAAAACAGUUCAGGCUGUAGAGCUCAACGCUGACCAACUGGAUUUGCAGAGAAGUGAGCAACUGAAAGAACUUUAUGAGUUCCUCUCGUCUGGUCAAACUAGUCCUCAGGCUAGAAGACCUUCAGCAGCAUUAUCUCCUGAAGAUCUCACAGAUACUGAGUGGUAUUACUUAGUUUGUAUGUCAUUUGUAUUCAACAUUGACCAAGGAUUGCCGGGAAGAACAUUGUCUAGUGGUCAACCUGUUUGGCUUUGUAAUGCUCAUUGUGCAGAGAGUAAAGUGUUCAGUCGUUCAUUGCUUGCAAAGAGUGCAUCUAUUCAGACCGUAGUAUGCUUUCCAUUUUCAGGAGGUGUGAUUGAGCUUGGUGUAACUGAUUUGGUAUUGGAAGACUUCAGCCUCGUUCUGUGGAUUAAAACUUUGUUCUUGGAUUCUCCACAGCCAAUUGUCUCUAAUAAACCGAUUCCUGUUUCUGGAAAUAAGAAUGAUCUUGUGUGUCCAUCUCUUGAUCCUCUGAUCAUUGACACCGAACUGAGUCCAAUAUUAGGAUGUGAACAUCUAGAAACGGCUUCUCCCGAUGUUAGUCCGGAUGGCUUGGAGCCUAACCAACCAGGAGAAUAUUCUUUCUUGGUUCAAGGGAUAGAUGGCGGAGCUUCUCAAGUACAAAGUUGGCAAUUCAUGGAUGUGGAGUUCAGCAAUUAUGCACACCAUUCAUUGAAUUCCAGCGACUGCAUUUCUCAAACUUUUGUGGAUCAUCGAAGCAUCAUUCCUCUUGGCCAGGAAGAAAAAGAUAAUGGCAAUGGUUUGCAAGAUGUUGAUGAGUGCAAUCAGACAAAACUGUCAUCUUUUGGUCUUCAAAAUGAUGAUCUUCACUUUCAUGCAGUUCUUUCGGUCAUAUUGAAGGGCUCACACCCCUUGAUUUUAGGACCACAGUUUCAAAACUCUAACAAGGAAUCCAGCUUUUUCAGCUGGCUGAAAAAUGGCUUGGUGAAGCCUCAGAAAGCAAGGGAUGGAACCCCUCAAAAGUUAUUAAAGAUGAUAUUGUUCUCUGUUCCUCAUAUGCAUGAUAGAAGAUUGCCUGAAUCUCCUGAAGCUAAUGGUUUUACAGAUGCAGUUUGGAGACCAGAGGCUGAUGAUAUUUGCGGAAACCAUGCAUUGCCAGAGAGGAAGCGGAGGGAAAAAAUAAACGAUAGGCUUAUGAUUCUCAAAUCAAUUGUCCCUGCAAAUAGCAAGGCUGAUAAGGUCUCUAUACUAGACAGUACAAUAGACUACCUACAAGACCUUGAGAGAAGGGUUGCAGAGUUGGAAUCCUGCAGAGAGUUAACCGAGUUAGAGACAAGAACAAAAAGAAAACCUCUGGAUCACGUUGAACGGACAUCUGAUAACUAUGGCAAUAACAAAACCACCAACGUAAAGAAAUCAUCCUUCAGUAAAAGGAAAACCCGUGACGCUGAUGAAGUAGACGAGGAGAUUGACCAUGUUGCAUCUAAAGAUGGUUCAACUGAUAAUAUUACUGUCAGUAUGAACAAAAACGACUUUCUAAUUGUGCUCAAAUGUCCAUGGAGGGAAGGAGUUUUGCUUGAGAUAAUGGAUGCACUAAGCAUUCUCAGCUUGGAUUGCCACUCAGUUCAGUCGUUUACCAAUGGGGGGCUUCUGUCCCUGACUAUAAAAUCCAAGUUCAAAGGAUCAAGUGUUGCAGAAGCAGGAACAAUCAAGCAAGCAUUGCAAAGAAUUGCUUGGAAGUAUUGAAGCUUAUCACUCAACCAUAGAGC
This is a messenger RNA of Hibiscus syriacus, 2117 nucleotides long. RefSeq names its product transcription factor EGL1-like. Gene Ontology annotation, molecular function: protein dimerization activity. NCBI's taxonomy places the organism in Eukaryota, Viridiplantae, Streptophyta, Magnoliopsida, Malvales, Malvaceae. Bases 178 to 2094 code for a protein of 638 amino acids. The record is from RefSeq and is a predicted model, not a curated record. The transcript is spliced from 8 exons.